Molecule: messenger RNA, 2049 nt
Organism: Pecten maximus
Lineage: Eukaryota; Metazoa; Mollusca; Bivalvia; Pectinida; Pectinidae
Product: mucin-2-like
Exons: 2
Coding region: 1-2049 (682 amino acids)
Source: RefSeq, a predicted model, not a curated record
AUGUCUGCAUAUGUCUCGUUAAAGUUCAGAAUUGGAGACUUUAACACCAGCACACGCACCAUUACGCCCUCACAAUCACACACCCUCAACAUCACACCCUCACAACCACACAUCCUCAACAUCACACCCUCACAACCACACAUCCUCAACAUCACACCCUCACCACCACACACACUCACCAACACACCCUCAACAGGCCACAUCACCCUGACCACACCAACAUCACCCGCACAACACAACACCGCACCAAAAACACCCGCACAACCACACAAACCGGCACCAGCACACACACCAACCAGACACCCCACCACCCACCCGCACAACACACACCCGCACCAACAACACCCGCAACCAACACACCCCACAGACACCCCGCACAACCACACCCGCACCACCAGUCAAACACAACCCUCAAACCAACACCCUCACAACAACACAACACCACCACAACCGCAACACACCACACCCAAUACAACACACACAAACAAAACCCUCACAACCACACACCCGUCACAACAAACAACCCACAACCACCAGCAAGCCCUCACACACCACCCUACAAACCACACACCGCACCCACACACCGCACAACGACACAAGCUCACAACAAGACAAUCCGACAACCACACACACCGCACAACCACACACCGCACCACCAAAAGCACACUAACACCAACACCGCACCCCAACACACCCCCACAACCACACACCCUCACAACCACACCCUCACAACUACACACUCUCACCAACACACCUCACAACCACACACCCCACAACCACACACCCUCACCAUCACACCCUCACAACCACACACCCUCACCAACACACCCUCACAACCACACACCCUCACCAACACACCCUCAUAGCCACACACCCUCACAACCACACCCUCACAACCACACACUCACAACCACAUCAUUACACUCUCACAACCACACACCCUCACACUCUCACGACACACCCUCACAACCACACCAUCACAACCACACACCCUCACCAACACACCCUCACAACCACACACCCUCACCACCACACACCCUCACAACCACACACCCACAACCACACACCCUCACCAACCACCACACCCACCACCAACACAACACCCAGCAACCACACACCCUCACACCAACCAACCACAAAAAAACUACAACGAACACCACCACAACAACAACCAUACACAAAAACACUAACUCGCAAACAACACACAACCAACAAACACCACAACAACAAAACCACAACCACAACACUCAGAACCAAAACACGACACAAGGACACCAACACCCCACAACCACAACCAGAACACAACCCAACACAAAACGGCACACCAAACACCCACAACCACACACGCCGAACAAACCACACACCAGACUUACCACACGACCACAACAGACAACCCACACCCGCACGACCAUCCCCACACACACCACCGCCCAGCACACCGGGAAGAACCACACACCCGCACAACACACACCGCACACCAAGCACACACCAGCACACCCGCACAUCACAACAGAAUACCAAAACCACACCACCACCGCUACACCAAAACCCGCACAACACACCUCAACAUCACAACCCAAGAACACACACCCCACAACCAAACACCCAUCACACCCCAAACCUCACCACACACCCUCACAACCACACCCUCACAACUACACACCCUCACCAACACACCUCACAACCACACACCCUCACAACCACACACCCUCACAACCACACACCCUCACCCACACCCUCACAACCAUACACCCUCACAACCACAACCUCACAACCACAUACCCUCACCAACACACCCUCACAACCACACCCCCACAACCACACACCAUCACCAACACACCAUCAGACUCUCACAACCACACACCCUCACACUCUCACAGCCACACAACCAUAGACCAUCAUCAACACACCACCACACUCUCACAACCACACACCCUCACCAUCGCACCCCACAACCACACACCCUCACCACCACACCCUCAUAACCACACACCCUCACAACACACCCUCAUAACCCACCCCCCCCCCCCCGUGUUUAGACUUUUAUAA